Messenger RNA from Colletotrichum gloeosporioides, 894 nucleotides. RefSeq lists its product as uncharacterized. The transcript has 5 exons. Gene Ontology annotation, biological process: lipid homeostasis; mitochondrion organization. Gene Ontology annotation, cellular component: mitochondrial outer membrane. The coding region runs from base 1 to 894 and encodes 297 amino acids. The record is from RefSeq and is a predicted model, not a curated record. Lineage: Eukaryota; Fungi; Ascomycota; Sordariomycetes; Glomerellales; Glomerellaceae.
AUGGAUUCAAGGUCACUUCGGUCCAAGGCGUCCGAAGAGACCCUGAUAUCGCUUCUUCAUUUAGAUCCCUCCCCCAUAGAAACACCACCGGCUCUUGAGGACAGCGUUUCCUCGUUAAAAUCCACUUCGUCUGCCCCAGGUUUGAGUGGCAGUGGACAUGGAACCAUUUUUUACCUUACACGCAUUCAAAAGUUUUCCUCGUACUUGGUGCCAAUUUUCACCUCCAUACAUCUUGCCAACACUUCCAUCAUUCCCCUGGUUGCGCGCUCCGUUGUUGCUUCUGAGACUUAUCUGCUGCAAUCCCGGGAGAUUUAUCAGACUUCUCUAACAGAGCCCCUGCUCGUCGCCUUACCAAUUGUCGCCCACGUUGCGUCUGGUGUCGCUCUCCGUUUCGCCCGGCGUUCCCAAAACUUACACCGCUAUGGAAUGUCUCGGACAACAGCUUACAACAGCUCGGGCUCGGCGGCGCGCAUAUGGCCUCCUUUGAGCUACAUUUCGGCGUCAGGAUAUGCAUUCGCGGUAUUUCUGGCCGCUCAUGUUGGCGUAAAUCGUGUACUGCCCCUCCAGGUCGAGGGCGACAGCUCGAACAUUGGUCUGGCAUUUGUCGCACAUGGCUUUGCCCGCCUUCCGACAUUGUCAUGGCUAGCUUACACUGGGCUUCUGCUUGUAGGAUGUGGCCAUAUGGUUUGGGGGGCAGCAAAGUGGCUGGGGUAUGCACCGACAGCCACAAGACAACAAAGGAGGAUGAUAUGGUGGGGCCUUCACGGUGCUACUUUUGGCGCAUUUGUUGUCUGGGCCGCCGGUGGUUUGGGAAUCGUUGCUAGGGAAGGACUUACAACAGGCUGGGUCGGAAAACUCUAUGACGACCUAUUCGACAAAAUCCCUCUUUGCUGA